AUGUCAAGGCUUGCCAGAAAACAGUGGAGCCAUGGCAAUGAAGUCACUAUCGCAGACUGGAUGCAAGCCGGCUUGGGCUAUUUGGUCGGCCCAGCAACCAAGCCUAGCGUGUCGAUCGUACAGCCGUCGCGACACCCACAGCAUGGUCGUUAUGACAGUGACCGUCACAACCGAGAAAUUGAUGCAGUCGACACAACAGCUGGGAGCGAUAACAACCGACUGGGAUCUUGGCCAGGCCCAGCGCCCAGGACGAGCGUGUUGUGCGGCGAUGGAGGCUGCGCAUCUGAGGGCACGAACGUCGAAGUAUCUGAGUUAUGUUUGAGAAACUACCGUAAAGUGCCAGUCACAGGAUGUACAUUACUAGAAAACGCAAUGUGA
Messenger RNA from Opisthorchis viverrini, 378 nucleotides. RefSeq lists its product as hypothetical. Lineage: Eukaryota; Metazoa; Platyhelminthes; Trematoda; Opisthorchiida; Opisthorchiidae. The transcript has a single exon. Bases 1 to 378 code for a protein of 125 amino acids. The record is from RefSeq and is a predicted model, not a curated record.